AUGGCCGAAGGAAAGAUCCCUCCAGAGGUCAAAUUUUCUGGUGCCUCAAACUGGGAGCAGGCAAUGUUACUGAUAAACGGUACAAAAACUCUGGAGUAUUAUAUUGAACAGUGUUUAACAUCUGGUCGAAUGGAAAUUACUAUUCUUCUCAGUGGCAAAACGGGUGCCGGGAAGUCGCAUUUGGUAAAUGCGCUUACUGGCCAAAAUCUUGCAAAAGAAGGCAAUACCCUUGACCCAGAAACCUUUGAGGUAAGUUAUGAAUUCGAACCAGAACUCCGAAAAAAGGAUCACGCUGGCACUAAAAGAUCGGGAGCCAUGUGUUAAGUAAUUAUUACCGCCGCCUUCAGCACUUUACGCUAUUGUACGCUAAGUCAGCCAAAAAGUACUACUAAAUUUUUGCUCAGUGUUAUUAACCGGGGAAUUGAAAGUAAUAUUUCCGCAUUAUUUAUAGGGAACUCGCUAUCUCUCAGACAUAACUGCGGGAUGUCUUUUAUACUCUUUUCCUCGUCCGAGCCGAACAAACUUUAUUUCGUGUACUUUAUUAAUUUGCUUCACCUUCACUUUCCUGUCCCUAGAUCAGGGGCACGCAACGUCAGUUUUUGAGAUCUAGAAUUUUCGGAACAUUUGUUGUAAAAUUUCUUGCUUGCCUGCCUCUCCUGGAAUUUUCGAAAAUCUAAAAAAAUGGUAUAAUGUCCCAUUUUUAACGGAUUUUUACCCUAAAAAGGUCACCUAGAAUUUUCAGGAGCCUUUCUUCUAGCUGAAAUUUUCGAAAAGCUAAGUUUUGACCCCUAUAAUUUUCGGAUCACUAAACUUCCAGCUAAGAAAUCCGAACAAAUGAAAAAUUUUUAGGGGAUGAAAAUAUGCCUAUAUCUAACGUUUAAAUACUAAAAUACGUUGAAAAAUGCUAUGUUUAAGUGGUUUUGAACUAUAUUCUCGUUGGGUGCCCCUGCUAGAUGUGACGUUCGCAAUGUUUUUUUUUUUUUUUUUUUUCAGGUAACACCUUACCAUUUUACCGUCAACGACGUGCAAAUUACAGUGUUUGACACUCCAGGACUGGCGGAUGGUACCGGCAAUGAGGAAGAGUAUCUGCGAAAAAUCAAAGAAAGGGUAACUGAUCCUUUCGACGUGUUCAUUUUCUGCACAGAGAUGAACAGCCGACGAUUCCGUAAUGACGACAUCAAAACCGUGGAGAAGUUGACGGCAACGUUUGGUACUCAGCUAUGGGAACACGCCAUCGUGGCUCUGACGUUUGCCAAUGAAGUGCUUCACCCAAACAAGGACGCCACCCAAGAAGAGCGCAUAAGUCUCUUCAAUGAGCGAAUGCGAUGUUUCAAGAAGACAAUACAAGAUGUCCUACUAAAAGUCGGGGUGGCCGAAAAAUCAGUCAUCAAUGUGCCAUUUGUUGCAACUGGAGAUCUGUGCGAGCCAUGUUUACCUGGCAUUACCAACUGGCAGACGGCAUUUUGGAUCGCAACUUUCAAACGCCUUGACAAAAGUGCCAGGUUCCCUUUUCUUAUUUUAAACAAGGAUCGCUUAAAAAUCUCUUCCGCUGAGCCGGACGUCCAAGUAAAAGAGCGUCCUCUUCGAAGAAACCUGCCACCCCAAGAGGCAGAAGGGACUCCACAGCGAAGGCAACGUAGAAGCUUUCAUGGGUUCGAACUUGUGAACCGAGAGCAGGACAGCGGCUACGAACCUGACAGUGACGCGGACACCGAAUUUCGAACAAAAAGCCGUACCUUGCCAGUAAAAACGUCCAAGAUACCACCAAAAACAAAGCCUAAACCAAAGAAAGAAAAGAUGCAACGGGAUACUUCCACCAUCGACAUAGACGAGGAAGCUGCCGCUGUAGUGGUACUGGAAUUUAUAAGCGACGUGGGUGAAGGAGCUAGCAAGUUAGCCGGAGAGUAUAUUCACCCAGGAGCUGGAAAUGCAUUCCAGGCUGCAUUUAGAUGGAUAAUGAGACUGAUAAAAUUUUUAUGGCAGCGACAGUCUUCAAAGGAAGAUGCAAGAGAUGAAGAUGAAGAUGAAGGUGAAGAUGAAGAUGAAGUCGAUCAAGGAGAUGAUUGA
This is a messenger RNA of Porites evermanni, 2067 nucleotides long. The record is from the annotation of a GenBank genome assembly. Lineage: Eukaryota; Metazoa; Cnidaria; Anthozoa; Scleractinia; Poritidae.